Molecule: messenger RNA, 354 nt
Organism: Aspergillus welwitschiae
Lineage: Eukaryota; Fungi; Ascomycota; Eurotiomycetes; Eurotiales; Aspergillaceae
Exons: 1
Coding region: 37-354 (105 amino acids)
Source: RefSeq, a predicted model, not a curated record
GGGAUACCGCAAAGGAAAGUUGACUCCAACACAAACAUGGCGCUUGUUCCACUGAGCAGGAGAACAGCACUCCAAAGACAGUUUGAAGUGCUUGCUGACUUGCUAUUCCCAGUUGACAAUGCAUGUGAAGUUCGCCGUAUGCCUGGGUUUGAGGCUAACCAGACCUCGAAUCAGCUACUAUCUCUCCCCAUUCGCAUACCGAUUAAAGUUUGCUCUAUACUAGAACUAUCAUUGAAAGAGCGUGCUAUUCGUCAAUCAGUGGUAAGGAAAUCCCCUUCAGGUACAAGACGUAAUUCAAAGGAUUAUGACAUGGGGAGACUGCAGGCAUUGUUGCCAAGAUGUCUCAGUCUGUAA